AACACACAGUUCUAAUUGUGACGUGUUUGUGGAAGGACAGAUCACCUCUAUUAAGCGUAGAAGCAGUUUAUUGACUAAAACAGUGUGUUAGAUACCCGAGUGUGUGUACUGAAGGUGUCUCUCAAGGCAUCAGGGAGGGAGUGUGGCCAGAGGUUGUGAGCUGCUGGCGGCUAGGACUCUGUGUGAGUGAAACAGGGGAUGGAAUGUGAUAUUGCAAGUGUGGCGGCGUGUGCAUGUGUUGCUGCCACCCAGGGUCCUGCAGGGCUGGCCUAGACCUGCACACACACACCUGUCCUGCCCCUCUACCACACCAGGUGAGCCACAUCAACCAUUACCUGGGCCAGGAGUGAGGGUCCCCACCCAGCGCGUUCGUCAGUCGGCCGGUGACUGCGGUCGGUGAAGGGUGGGUGUGGUGCGUCAGCCGCCUGUAAACCUCCCCACGAGUGUAGAAAAUAUUCCCAUAGUUAAAUUAUCCUUUUACACUAUAAUGAAGAUCUUUAAACAUAACUACCAUCUAACUUAAAAGACAUGAGAAGUGAUAUUACUGGACGCCUGUGACCUUUGAGAUGAUUAUUGAGUUGUUUAGGAGAAAAUAAUACACGGUUUAGGGACAGCUGGUGGGGCAGAGUUAACGCUAUGGCCAGUGUGUAUAGGGAGACAGUGCACUCAGAGGCGUGUUGUGACUGGGGAGUGACACCUGACCACCGUCCAGUGCAUCGUCUACAUCACCCAGUCAACACGCAGUGAUGGCGUGCGGCAGUGUGUUUGCCACGGAGAGCCAGCUUGGCCGCGACCUCACCGUCCUCGACCCAACCCGCAAUGACCUCACCUCUGAUCUCUCACGGAAGGCGAGGGAUUCUCCUCCCAACUCCAGAUCCACCUCCUACAGGGUGGGCGGCAGCGUACACGAGGCAGUACGGUUCCUGCAGGCUGAGCACGAGGCAGUCCUGCAAGGUCUUCAUCACCAAGUGCAACUCCUCCAGCAACGGUGUGACGACCUACAGUUCGAGGCUCACCUGCGACAUGUGACUCUCACGGAUGAGGAGACUUGGAGGGCGAAUGUGGCUGAGCUCAACAAACUACUGGAUGAACGUACUCAGCGGGUGGUGCAGCUGGAGCAGCAAUUAGCAAACCAGCAAAAACUAUCAGAGGAGGAGCAGGAGCAGCACAGAUGGCGGGAAUUGCAGAUGCAACAGCAGGUGGAGGCAGGGGAACGGCGGGUGGCGGACCUGCGCGGGGAGGUCCACAGACUGAGAGCUCAGGUGCGCGACUUACGAGUCUAUAGUUCUGCAUUACGCACGGUAGGCGCCCGCGCUACCUCCUCUCGCACCACCUCCCGGAGUUCUAACACCACUGCCUUGCGCCCUCUCUCCCGUAACUCCCGUGCCUCUGUUGGCUCUCAGGAGUCUUUAGAAUCUUGUGGGCCACGGAGUCUGGGAUCUGAGGAUGGCGAGGCAGGCUCAUGGCGAGGGGCUCGGCUGGGAGGCGGCACCAGCACCAUCUCAGCCCGAACCUCAAGGUCAGGGAGGGUGCCACUAAACCCUACUCCACGGAACUCCAACUUCUCAUUGCCACCAACACUGGUGUCCCCGCCGCCUUCCUUACCGCCCUUGGCCUCCCUACCACACCCGCGCCCUACCUCCUCCAAUGUUGUGCUACCGCCCAUUGCCACCAGUCAGAGCGUCUCCCGCCACGUCCGUCGUCAACUGCGCCUCGGGUCUGCGCCAGUCCUCGACAUCGACCGCAAUGAUCCAAGACCUCACCGAGAUGCCGCAUGACGCCGCAUGACCUCGGCCCCAGUGCAGAGGGAGCGUUGUGAGAUCGACCUUGUCCAGGCAGGCAGCUCACCCGAGGUUGAGGUUGACGACGAGGUAGCAACACCAAAGAGAGAGCGGCCAGCCAGCAUAGCCAGCUGCCGCGUGUCCUGGCAUACCCCAGGAACCAGUGACUAAUUCUCAUCCAUUGUAAAUCUCCCAACAUGAAAAUUCACAGUGACUCUACUCUGUGUGCUUUAUUAAGCGACCUCUUACAGUAUUCUCCCCUAAAAGUAAACAAUAAUUAUAUAUGUGCAGUACAAACUAAUCGAAAACAAACAAUUGUGCAACACAUUAUGAUUAUGUAAAUUAGCAUGGGCGUUGUUUCUACUUUACAAAACGAGGUUGACAUUGGUAAGGUUGUGUUAGUUCCGAGAGCUGGAAAGUAGUUACUACAACAAGAAACUUCAUGUUCGACGUGGCCCCCAGAGUUGUGGUAGUGACUAUAUGCACAGCCUUCUGGCAACCGGAAAAAAAAAAUUAUGGGAAAAGACUAUAUUUCUCCCUGAGUUGAUGAGUUUUGAGGCCAUGACUAAACAGCACAAAGCAACAUUCUCUCCCAUCAUGUUACUUAUUUUUGAUGUUGGUCUUAUUUUGCGAUAACUCGGUUACUGAAACACAACUGGAACUCGUAUACAGAUUCUCGACUUGCAAAACUGUGUAAAGUGGAGAUGAUACUGUGUAACUGCCUCCUCAUACUCAACAACAUGGCCCAUAUCCAACACAAGUCAUACACAGAAUAUCAGAAGUGUAUGGGAGCGUAGUAAAGAUGUUGUGUAUUACGUAUACUUUGUAAAAAAUAUAAGAGGACUUUGAUAUAUUUUUUAUUUCCUUCAAGUGAUCUUACAUAUAUAUAUAUAUAUCCUUUGCUAUAUACUUUUAUAUAAUUUGUACCUAAAUUUGUUAUCGAUAUGUUUGUGUAUACAUAUUCCUGUAUAAAUAGGGAACUGAAAUCAGUUAUACAAAUUACUCUGUAUAGGAAUUAUACUGCAUAAGUCGACCAAUUGUAAAGAAUGUAUAUAUUGAGUUAUAGAAUGGAAUAAAAAGUUAAAAAAUUACAAAUAUCUUCAGUCGAAAAAAGUUUACCAGCGAAAAUUUAAAAAAUAACAAUACGUACUUUAUAAAAUAAUUACAAAUUUUAUUUUCAGAAUACAGGUUCAUCAAAAUUCAGCUCUGUACAGUACAUAAUUAAUCUCAUGCUAGGAAGACUAUGAAAUUUGGCUUUUGUAUAUUAUUAUUAUUAUUAUUAUUAUUAUAUUUUAUUUUGAAUAUGUUUCCCAUUUUCCUUGAGUCAUUAAGGUUUUUGUUUACAUUUAUGCAAUCCAUUUUAUUAUUGUUUGUAAAUCAGGCAAUUAUAACCAAGUGUUAUAUAUACAGCACACUUACCCAUAUUGAAAUGCUAAGUAAUUAUAGGAAAUAUCUUUCAUUUUAAUUCAUCUAUACAAUGUACUGUAUAUUGUAAAUUUGCUCCUUAGGGGAAUUUUUAUGCUAUUUUUGUAUCAUGUGAUUUUCCACGUGCAAUUUUAUUCACAUGAUUGUAUUUCAUGCAAUUUUAUUUUUCCUAUUUGAAAUUCGUAUUUUUAUGAUGUUUUUUGUUUCCUAUGUGAAGUUUUGUGCCUAGUCGGGCCUCAGUCAUGGCCAAGGUUUUUGUAUUUUGGUUCAAAUAAAUUUUCCAGUUA
Molecule: messenger RNA, 3493 nt
Organism: Homarus americanus (American lobster)
Lineage: Eukaryota; Metazoa; Arthropoda; Malacostraca; Decapoda; Nephropidae
Exons: 5
Coding region: 747-1778 (343 amino acids)
Source: RefSeq, a predicted model, not a curated record